Lipotes vexillifer (Yangtze River dolphin) is the source of this 2599-nucleotide messenger RNA. It is a transcript of the gene PCDHB8, whose product is annotated as protocadherin beta 8. The record is from RefSeq and is a predicted model, not a curated record. NCBI's taxonomy places the organism in Eukaryota, Metazoa, Chordata, Mammalia, Artiodactyla, Lipotidae. Gene Ontology annotation, biological process: homophilic cell-cell adhesion. The transcript has a single exon. The coding region runs from base 169 to 2568 and encodes 799 amino acids. Gene Ontology annotation, molecular function: calcium ion binding. Gene Ontology annotation, cellular component: plasma membrane.
CCAUGAGAAGCUUGGAUGCCACAGAAGGAGGACUGGGUCCUCUGUAAAGGACUACUCACUGGAAUAUUUCUGAAGUACCUUGUGGAAUAACUACAGUCUCAGAAACGUACUCAGGCCUUUACAGCUCAGCGGAACCACCCUCGCCAGAGGCUAUACCGAGCAAGAACAAUGGAGGUUGGCGGGAAGCUCAUUUGCAGACAAAGGCAAGUCUUUUUCUUCUUUUUCUUCUUGGGCUUAGCUCAGGCGGGCUCUGAAUUUAGGCGUUAUUCUGUGGUGGAGGAAACUGAAGGGAGCUCUUUUGUAACCAAUUUAGCAAAAGACCUGGGUCUGGGGCAGGGGGAACUUUCCAGGCGGGGAGCUAGGGUCAUUUCCAAAGGAAACAAACUGUAUCUGCAGCUCCAUCAGGAGACUGGGGAUUUACUGCUAAAUGAGAAACUGGACCGCGAAGAACUGUGUGGUCAGACAGAGCCCUGUAUGCUGCGUUUCCAGGUGUUGCUAGAGAAUCCCUUAGAGUUUUUUCAAGCUGAGCUACAGGUAAUAGACAUAAAUGACCAUGCUCCGGUGUUCAUGGACAGAGAUAUGUUGCUAAAAAUAUCAGAGAGCAGUCCUCCUGGGACUAAGUUUCCUCUGAAGAACGCUCAGGACAUGGAUGUAGGCCGAAACAAUAUUGAAAACUAUACAAUCAGUCCCAACUCCUAUUUCCGGGUCCUCACCCGCAAACGCAGCGAUGGCAGGAAAUAUCCGGAACUUGUGCUGGACAAAGUGCUGGAUCGGGAGGAGGAACCUGAGCUCAGGUUAACCCUCACUGCUCAGGAUGGCGGUUCUCCACCCCGGUUUGGCACCGCUCAGGUCUACAUCGAAGUCCUGGACAUCAACGAUAAUGCCCCUGAAUUUGAGCCGCCUUUCUAUAGGGUGCAGAUCCCCGAGGACAGUCCCAUAGGCUACCUGAUUGUCAAAGUCUCUGCUACGGAUAUAGACAUAGGAAUCAACAGAGAGAUUUCCUAUUCACUUUUCCAGGCUUCAGAAGAGAUUAGCAAAACCUUUGAGAUCAACGUCAUGACAGGAGAAAUUCGACUGAAAAAACAACUUGAUUUCGAAACAACUCAGUCUUAUGAGGUCACUAUCGAGGCCAGAGAUACUGGAAGUCUUUCUGGGAAAUGCACCGUUCUGACUCAAGUCAUGGAUGUGAACGACAAUGCUCCAGAAGUCACCAUGUCUGCACUUACCAGGCAGAUCCCCGAGAACUCUCCUGAGACUGUGGUUGCAGUUUUCAGUGUUUCAGAUCUUGAUUCUGAAGAGAACGGGAAAAUAAGUUGCUACAUUCAGGACGAUCUACCUUUUUUCCUUAAAUCUUCCAUGGAAAACUUUUAUACCCUAGUAACAGAGAGACCGCUAGACAGAGAGACCAGAGCAGAAUACAACGUCACCAUCACCGUCACGGACCUGGGGACACCCAGGCUGAAAACCGAGCACAACAUAACCGUGCUGGUGUCCGACGUCAACGACAACGCCCCCGCCUUCACCCAGACCUCCUACACCCUGUCCGUCCGCGAGAACAACAGCCCCGCCCUGCACAUCGGCAGCGUCCGCGCCACAGACAGAGACGCGGGCGCCAACGCCCAGGUCACCUACUCGCUGCUGCCGCCCCUCGACCCGCACGUGCCCCUGGCCUCCCUGGUAUCCAUCAACCCGGACAACGGCCACCUGUUCGCCCUGAGGUCCCUGGACUACGAGGCCCUGCGGGCGUUCGAGUUCCGCGUGGGCGCCGCCGACCGCGGCUCGCCCGCGCUCAGCAGCCAGGCGCUGGUGCGCGUGCUCGUGGCGGACGACAACGACAACGCGCCCUUCGUGCUGUACCCGCUGCAGAACGCCUCGGCGCCCUGCACCGAGCUGGUGCCCAGGGCGGCCGAGGCGGGCUACCUGGUGACCAAGGUGGUGGCGGUGGACGGCGACUCGGGCCAGAACGCCUGGCUGUCGUACCAGCUGCUCAAGGCCACGGAGCCCGGCCUCUUCGGCGUGUGGGCGCACAACGGCGAGGUGCGCACGGCCCGGCUGCUGAGCGAGCGCGACGCGGCCAAGCACAGGCUGCUGGUGCUGGUCAAGGACAACGGCGAGCCGCCGCUCUCGGCCAGCGUCACGCUGCACGUGCUGCUGGUGGACGGCUUCUCGCAGCCCUACCUGCCGGCCCCGGAAGCGGAAGCGGCGGACGCGGCCCCGGCCGCCCCGCUCACCGUCUACCUGGUGGUGGCCUUGGCGUCGGUGUCGUCGCUCUUCGUCUUCUCGGUGCUGGUGUUCGUCGCGGUGCGGCUGUGCAGGAGGGGCGGGGCGGCCUCGGUGGGUCGCUGCUCGGUGCCCGAGGGCCCCUUUCCGGGCCACCUGGUGGACGUCAGCGGCACGGGGACCCUGUCCCAGAGCUACCAGUACGAGGUGUGUCUGACAGGAGGCUCUGGGACCAGCGAGUUCAGGUUUCUGAAGCCAAUUGUGACCAAUUUUCAGGGCCAUUCCCCUGGCCCAGAUAUAGAAGAAACCCCCAACUUUAGGAAAGAUUUUGGUUUCAGUAUUCAGUGACAGCAAUUGUGUUUCACGUUCCAUAUAUUUU